AUGGCUGAGAGCUCUACCAAGAGGUCUCCACAGUCGAACGGUCAACUCCUUCCCAACCAAAAGAUGCGCACAACCUGUAAUGCCUGCCAACAAGCGAAGAUUCGAUGUAGCCACACCUACCCAUGUGACCGGUGCGAGGGUCACGGGUAUGAGUGUGUCUAUUCGAUCUCGCAACCGCUAGGCCGGCCGGCCAAGAGAAAGACGACCCGGCCAGCAGCAGCGGGGGCAGUCGUGAAGGCACGCAGGGGGGAGGUGGAGGUAGUUGACCGUCCGACUCAGCGGAGUGCGGGGGAGGGCACCGAGGCCAACCCCAGCAGCGAGGGCGCAGAGGGCGCGCAGGGUCCCGAAUCGGGUCCCGAGUCCAACAACAGCAUCGGGCUCGGGGCCGGCACUGAAGUAACACCACCGGAGGAAGACUCUCAGUGGCCGAGUUUCACAGCCCUGUUCUCGGAGGUUCCAGAAAACAACACAAAUGGAGAAGGGGUCCAGGACCAGGAUGUCGUCAGCGCAAACGAGGCCUAUACCCACCACGUCGAUCCAGGAUUCGCCGACACAAUCCUGGCCAGCUCGUUUGGAGGAACUGACGGAUUCGGAAGUUUUGGGGGUCCCCGUUUUCCUGAACCGCGUGUUGACUAUACCACACAGUGUCAUGCUCCCCAGAUCGCAUCCAUCCACACCUCUGCGCCGGGCACCCAAGCCGGAUCACUCUUUCGGGGUGGUGCAAUCUACCCCUUUAGUCUCGCACCGAACGCAAUUCAGGUCUCCGGAACAGUCCAGGAUCCGGCCAGAAUCAUGGAAUUGCCCUCCAAUGAGAUCUGGGACGAACCCAUGGAAACUGAUUCCAGUCAAUCUCUCGAGCCUAGAGAGAUUGAUUUCGAGACAAUACCGGAAGAUGCUUCUUCCCUUCACUGCAAUUGCUAUGACCAAGCGUUCAGUGAAGUCGUUCGGCCCGACGAGGCAAAAGGGUCAAACAGCGUAUUGCUCCACCUGGAAAGGGUGCAGCAACAGGGAGUGGUCAUCCUUCAAUGUCCAGCGUGCUGUGCUUCAAACGCCAGGGUUAACAUUCUCACUUUAUUAGUCAUGGCGAUUGAGAAUGCAGCACGGGCGUUGAAGAUGCGCCGUUGCCUAUCUCAUUUGUCAAUAAUCGUCCGUUUCAUCAACCAAGACCUCCAAUGUGCCUCGCCUUCAAAAUGGCACCUUGUGAUGGUGGACGAGACAGAUCGUCGGCUUCAGUCGAUUAUUCGAAUUUUCGAGUGA
Molecule: messenger RNA, 1257 nt
Organism: Penicillium verrucosum
Lineage: Eukaryota; Fungi; Ascomycota; Eurotiomycetes; Eurotiales; Aspergillaceae
Product: Zn(II)2Cys6 transcription factor domain-containing protein
Exons: 5
Coding region: 1-1257 (418 amino acids)
Biological process (GO): positive regulation of transcription by RNA polymerase II
Cellular component (GO): nucleus
Molecular function (GO): zinc ion binding; sequence-specific DNA binding; DNA-binding transcription factor activity, RNA polymerase II-specific
Source: RefSeq, a predicted model, not a curated record